GCAUAUGGCAUAGCGGCGGCUCCAGUGUGUGUGUGUGUGUGUGUGUGUGAGAUAACGGAUAGAACGGGGGGAAACCGGGUUGGUUCUGGUGUCUCUCGGCAAAAAACCUCCACGGGGCAAAAGCUACCUCCUUCAAAUCAACCGGUGUGUGUGUGUGUUGUUGUGCAUAGUGUGUAUGUUGUGGAGGUAGCAAGUUGCACAUGGUCACCACGGGGUUCUGACUGUUGCCGGAGUUGACCUGUCCAGCGGAGAGUGCCUGUGAGGGCUGUGCUGUGAGUGAUUAGCCGUUUUUAGCUCGUGCUUAGCGUACAGGGCCACACACAGACAUACAUUUUAAGAUGGACCUGUACCAGUAUUACAUCUACGAAAAUGCCGAUCAACGAACUAAAGACUGGUUUCUGGCGGGGUCACCGUUUCCAAUCGUCGGCAUCAUUAUCUGCUACCUAGCGCUGGUGUACGUCAUAGUUCCAAGGUACAUGCGUAACCGGGAAGCCUACCAGCUGAAAACGUUCAUGGGAUUCUACAACCUGUUCCAGGUGCUGUACUGUGUGUUUCUGAUUACAAAUCUAGUGAAGGCCGGCUGGAGGCCAUACUUUUUCUACCGAUGCGUUGAGACGGACUACUCGGACGACCCGAAGGCAGUGCUGAUGGUUGAGACGACCUGGUAUCUGCUGAUGAUCAAGCUGUUCGAGCUGCUCGAGACGGUGCUGUUCGUGCUGCGCAAGAAGCAGAACCAGGUCACGCUGCUGCACGUCUACCAUCACAUCAGCACGUUCGUGAUAGCGUACAUCUACACCAAAUACAUUGGAGGAAGCAUGCUGACGUUCUCGAUCGUGGCGAACUGUGUCGUGCACAUCAUCAUGUACUCGUACUACUUCAUGUCCGCGUACGAUGUGCCGCUGUUUAAGUUUCUCGUCGCAAAGUACAAAAAGUACAUUACCAGCAUUCAACUGAUUCAGUUCUGUCUGAUGAUGGUGAACAAUCUGCUCGGGCUCAAUCCGAGCUGCAACGUAUCCCGCCCGUUCCUGGCCAUGUACAUACCGAACAUCCUGAUCCUGACCUAUCUGUUUUACGAUUUUUACAACAAAGCCUACAGCAAAUCGAAAUCCGCCAACAAAGUGAAACAAUAAGCAUGGGAGGGGGGGAGGAUGGGUCGGUUUGGUUUUGGUUGGGUUGCAUGCCCACGGUAGCUGCUUUCUUUUCUUGCUUGAUUGGCACCGAAAUCCUUGGAGAGUGCAAUAAUAAAUCGAUUUUAUGUUGUCGCGCGUUAUUGGGACAGGCCGCAAAACGAGCGGUAGCACCUUCGCUUUUGUUGGGGGACAGGAGCAUAGCUCCAAUUCAGACACACAUACCAGGGCUAAUAUAUCGUUUCAAUGCCUUAGAGACAGGACGAUGGGAAAGCUUUAACUAAUGUGAUUGAAUUCGAGGGAAUUGUGUAUCGUUUUGGUAGGAGAGGUUUGAUUUUGUUGGUUCAUUUAUGGAUAGGAUUUGCUGCAGUAGUAAAAGGGGAAAGGCAGAAAAAAGUGAAACGUUUGUUGACAAUUACGUACCAGAAGACGGGUUAUUUCCUUUUUGUUUUGUAGAUUAAACCUUUUUGUUGCUGUUAGACAUGUAGCAACCAAUAGCAAACUAUCAUGGAAAUUUCGUUACAAUCCUGGGCUCGUGACCGCGGACCGAGACAGAUACGAAACGGGAGGGGAAGGAAAGACCGUUUGGUUUUUCUCCUUCGUUUUAUCACUGCGACAUAAAUUUAGCUUCCAAGUGCAUAUAGAUAUAUAGAUAGAGAGAGAGAGAGAGUGUGUAAGAGAGAGCGUUACAGCGAAUGGCAAAUUUAUACAUUUAAACACAGAGAUUCAAUUGCUACUUGCAAUUUACACAACAAGAUACACCCCUCAAAAAAUGCAGAGAUGGUCCAGCAACUAGUUACGAGAGCAACGCUCACACAAAAAAUUCCAAUGAAAUUAUAAACAACGAAGAAUUAAUCAAAAAUAAAGAACAACACGCGUGUUUAAAGUAUAAUUUUA
Anopheles gambiae (African malaria mosquito) is the source of this 2024-nucleotide messenger RNA. Its product is annotated as elongation of very long chain fatty acids protein AAEL008004. Gene Ontology annotation, biological process: fatty acid elongation, polyunsaturated fatty acid; fatty acid elongation, saturated fatty acid; sphingolipid biosynthetic process. Gene Ontology annotation, molecular function: fatty acid elongase activity. Bases 339 to 1130 code for a protein of 263 amino acids. Gene Ontology annotation, cellular component: endoplasmic reticulum membrane. The record is from RefSeq and is a predicted model, not a curated record. The transcript is spliced from 7 exons. NCBI's taxonomy places the organism in Eukaryota, Metazoa, Arthropoda, Insecta, Diptera, Culicidae.